AUGGAGCCACGGGUAGAUGCUGAAGUUGGGUUUGCCUACCCCUUGCCCACACCAUGCCCUGGCUCACCACGCCCCAAGGAAGCAUCUCAAACCACCUCUACUCGCACCCGCUAUGCAAAAGCAGCAGCAACCUCCUGCGGUGGAGCAAACAUUAGGUUUCUGGCUGGUGUUGGCAUAUACCCUGCAUCAUACGUGAGGCAAAAGAAAGACCCUUACUUUGGUGAUGGACAAAGGAAAAAGGACUGGCAUAACAAAGAAGCUAUAAGGAGGGACUCUGAGCGUGUAGGAAAUGGAGAACAGGGAAAACCUUACCCAAUGACUGAUGCAGAACGAGUGGACCAGGCAUACAGGGAAAAUGGCUUUAAUAUCUUUGUGAGUGAUAAAAUUUCUCUGAAUCGUUCCCUUCCAGACAUCAGACAUCCGAACUGCAAGAAUAAGCUGUACCUGGAGAAGCUUCCGAACACUAGCGUGAUAAUACCGUUCCACAACGAAGGAUGGUCCUCUCUCCUCCGGACAGUGCACAGUGUCCUAAACCGCUCCCCUCCUGAGCUGAUAGCAGAGAUAGUGCUGGUGGAUGACUUCAGUGACAGAGAACACCUGAAGAAACGCCUGGAAGAUUAUAUGGCCCAGUUCCCAAAUGUAAGAAUCCUCCGAACCAAAAAGAGAGAAGGGCUGAUAAGAACUCGAAUGCUGGGGGCCUCUGUGGCGAUAGGGGAUGUCAUCACCUUCUUGGAUUCCCAUUGCGAGGCCAACGUGAACUGGCUGCCACCUCUGUUAGAUCGCAUUGCCCGAAACCGCAAGACUAUCGUUUGCCCUAUGAUUGAUGUUAUUGAUCAUGACCACUUCGGAUAUGAGACUCAGGCUGGAGACGCAAUGCGAGGUGCAUUUGACUGGGAGAUGUAUUACAAGAGGAUCCCUAUUCCUCCUGAGUUACAGAAACUUGAUCCCAGUGAUCCCUUUGAGUCUCCUGUAAUGGCUGGAGGACUGUUUGCAGUCGAUAGAAAGUGGUUCUGGGAGCUGGGAGGGUAUGAUGCAGGUCUGGAGAUAUGGGGAGGAGAGCAGUAUGAAAUAUCCUUUAAGGUAUGGAUGUGUGGAGGUCGCAUGGAGGACAUCCCUUGCUCUAGAGUUGGUCAUAUCUACAGAAAAUAUGUUCCAUACAAGGUUCCAACAGGAGUCAGCCUAGCGAGAAACUUGAAGCGGGUAGCUGAGGUGUGGAUGGACGAAUAUGCAGAGUACAUAUACCAGCGUAGACCAGAGUACCGGCAUCUUUCUGCAGGGGACGUCGCAACUCAGAAGGAACUUCGCAACAACCUCAACUGCAAAAGCUUCAAGUGGUUCAUGAACGAGGUCGCAUGGGACUUGCCAAAGUUUUACCCACCAGUGGAGCCUCCAGCAGCUGCUUGGGGAGAGAUACGCAAUGUAGGAACUGGACUGUGUGUGGAUACUAAGCAUGGAGCCCUGGGAUCCCCACUGAGGCUGGAAAACUGUGUGAAGGACAGAGGAGAGGCAGCAUGGAACAACGUGCAGGUAUUCACGUUCAGCUGGAGAGAAGACAUCCGUCCUGGGGAUCCUCAGCACACCAAGAAGUUUUGUUUGGAUGCCAUUUCCCACAGCAGCCCUGUGACCCUCUAUGACUGUCAUGGAAUGAAGGGGAACCAGCUCUGGAGAUACCAAAAAGACAAGACCCUCUACCAUCCAGUAAGCAGCAGCUGUAUGGACUGCAGUGAGAGUGACCGAAAGAUCUUUAUGAAUAGCUGCAAUCCUUCAUCUCCAACACAGCAGUGGAUAUUUGAACAUACAAACUCAACUGUCUUGGAAAAAUUUAACAGAAAUCUUGAUCUUUAA
Fulmarus glacialis (Northern fulmar) is the source of this 1845-nucleotide messenger RNA. RefSeq names its product polypeptide N-acetylgalactosaminyltransferase 10-like. The coding region runs from base 1 to 1845 and encodes 614 amino acids. The record is from RefSeq and is a predicted model, not a curated record. Lineage: Eukaryota; Metazoa; Chordata; Aves; Procellariiformes; Procellariidae. The transcript is spliced from 12 exons. Gene Ontology annotation, cellular component: Golgi apparatus.